AUCUCGAUGCCAUUCACUACCAAACAACUUGGGACUUGACACUAGGCAACACCACUGUAGACAUCCAUCGCAAGGGGAAUCAAAUAGCCAUGACCAGUCCAACCAAGGAGAUGAAGUUGCUACCAGAAGGCGUUAUAAUCCCAGGGGUCCAACUAGCCUGCCUGAGCUUUGUAAAAGAAAGAAAUACGGUGAUAGUAACCCUGUAAUACUUGUUAAUUCCCAGCAGAAAUUUGUGGGUUUGUGUCAUCGUGAGUUUAGCUUGUUUAUUGGUAUGUGGGCAAGGCAGUGGGAGAACUUCCCCCUCCUUACAGCGCGUUACUUCAAAGACGUGCCUGAAGAGAAUGUUCAGAGGGUAGUUACGCUUGUGAGGGAUCACUUCAAACUUGUGCCUGAUGAUGCCUUAACGGAAAAAUUGUUAGAUAAAAUGAGGAUUUUAUACAAUGGAUACAGCUCAGGAUUGAGUGCACAUUACAGGGUAGAAUGUAGCAAUGAUUAUGACAAGGCACUGGCGAACCCGCCCAAGAACUGCACUAACAUGGAGGACUGGAAAGCUAUGUGCGCCGUGUUCGAUAAUGAGGAAUUUCAGACUAAAUCCGAUCAAGCAAGCAGAGCCAGAAAGAGUCAAGUCCUGAAGCAUUCUAAUGGCCCGACGAGUUUUUCCCAGUCAAUGCAUAGCAGGGGAAAAAUGAAAGCAAUGAAAGAGCAAGUGGAAAGAGGAGAACUUGACAUGUCAUUGGAAGACAUAUAUCACGCAAACAUUCCUUCGUCGAGUUCUGGCAAAAAAAGGCGUCGUGGUAAGGACAGUUCUGUGUGCUAUUAUUCAAAAACUGAGGAACAACUGGCUGAAAUGCAUGAAAAGCUGGAUGCAGCCAACUCUGAAAGAUCAAGACAAGCAAUGGAGAUUAAACAAUUGAAGAAACAGUCUAAAAACGAAGGUACUAAAGUGAUGCAGCUCUUAAACCAGGUAUUUGUGAGUUUGGGUCGCGAGCCCUUGCCAGAAGAUGCACUAGAUGAGGAAGAGGAAGGUGUUUAUGAAGAUGUGGACAGGGAAUAUGCUGAUGAGGAACUUGUGAAUGAGGAAGGUGGGGAUGGUAACAUAUAUCACGCAAACAUUCCUUCGUCGAGUUCUGGCAAAAAAAGGCGUCGUGGUAAGGACAGUUCUGUGUGCUAUUAUUCAAAAACUGAGGAACAACUGGCUGAAAUGCAUGAAAAGCUGGAUGCAGCCAACUCUGAAAGAUCAAGACAAGCAAUGGAGAUUAAACAAUUGAAGAAACAGUCUAAAAACGAAGGUACUAAAGUGAUGCAGCUCUUAAACCAGGUAUUUGUGAGUUUGGGUCGCGAGCCCUUGCCAGAAGAUGCACUAGAUGAGGAAGAGGAAGGUGUUUAUGAAGAUGUGGACAGGGAAUAUGCUGAUGAGGAACUUGUGAAUGAGGAAGGUGGGGAUGGUAACAUGGAGGAUAAUGGGUGUACAUGGAGGAGGAUCAACUUUUUGAUUGACCAGCUCGUGGAUGUCAGUGUAAGUUUACUACUCACUUAACUACUCACUUAAUCGUUCUUGUUUUCAUAUGAAUGUGGUUGACAAAAUACAUUAUCAAGCAUAGAACUUACGGUUAGGGAUUGAAGUUUUUUUGGGAUAUAAAGUAUAUAUGUAGGAGUCAUAUAUCAUAUUUUGGAAUGAAGUCUUGAUGUAAAGUCUACAUUAACACAAGGCUAGCUAAAUGCGCUGAAAGCACCUGAAGUCCUCUUUUUUUACCA
Papaver somniferum (opium poppy) is the source of this 1755-nucleotide messenger RNA. RefSeq lists its product as uncharacterized. Lineage: Eukaryota; Viridiplantae; Streptophyta; Magnoliopsida; Ranunculales; Papaveraceae. Bases 272 to 1537 code for a protein of 421 amino acids. The record is from RefSeq and is a predicted model, not a curated record. The transcript has 5 exons.